Messenger RNA from Mycena indigotica, 1077 nucleotides. RefSeq names its product PARP catalytic domain-containing protein. Lineage: Eukaryota; Fungi; Basidiomycota; Agaricomycetes; Agaricales; Mycenaceae. The record is from RefSeq and is a predicted model, not a curated record. Gene Ontology annotation, molecular function: NAD+ poly-ADP-ribosyltransferase activity. Bases 1 to 1077 code for a protein of 358 amino acids. The transcript is spliced from 5 exons.
AUGUCUGUGGACGACGACGAGAUCAUCGUACUCAGCCACACCAUACCAUCCCACAAACGCAAGGCGUUCGAGCAGGAUAGGAACAAGAGGAAGAAAACGAAAAUCAUUAAUCUCACCUUCGACUCGGAGUCAGACGACAACAACGACCACGGCUUCGACUGCAUCGUAUCCAAGUCUUCCAAUCUGGAGACGGAUGCAUCCGCAUCGCGGCAUCGGGAAAGCGAACUGAGACAAGAAACUUGGAGAGCUGUCAAGGGUGGUCCCAGCAAACUUGUCAAUGAACCCAGGAAUUUGAGGCAAACCUCCUCCACUCCGGCCAUCUCUGCGACCCUCAUUAAAUCUGUGGAGAAACGGCGUGAGGGAAUUGUGUUCCGCAUCUCUGUCGACGUGGAAACGAAGCUGCUUGAAGACGGAACUCCUGCGCAUGAUGACGACCUCGCGCGAUUUCAGCCUUGGAAAGACAGGCUGGCGGCAUCCGGUAUCAAAGUGAAAAAAUUUCACUGGAUCGUCAACUACGAGCUGGAGAAACGGUUCGAGGCCGCGCGCGAAAUUCUCAGACGGAACAUGAAGGGAGAAGAACCCAAGGAACUUCACAUGUUCCAUGGCACCGCACCCAAAAACAUCGAGAGCAUUCUUAAUGGUGGCUUCAAGAUUGGCGGGGUAGGCGGUCAUGCGCACGUCAAUGGUCACUGUGAGGGCUACGGUGUCUAUCUGGCGCAAGACUUCAACCUAUCCCUGGGCCAUGCGGCGGGGGCAACGCGAAUCUUUGCCUGCAGAGUCCUGCCAGGGCGUUCAACCGACAGCAUAAAGUACUCGAACACCAUACCGCGAAGAGCCGUGUGUAGCGGAAAAUACGAGUCGUAUUCCGGGACGCCCGGCAUGCUUGUCGUGAGACAUACGGCCCUUGUUCUUCCGUGUUACAUGAUUGAAUAUGAACCUUACAAUGGCGGGCUCUAUCCCUAUGGAUUUCUGCUACCUCCGUUAAUGGGAGGUGUUUAUGGAAUCGGAGCCGCUGCUGUUGGUGCGCCUGGCCCGGGCUUAAGAGGCUGGGCUUGCGCUCCGCCCCUUCAUUAUUAG